UCCUCGUGAACCCCUAACCCACCCGUCCUAACCUUAGCCCUUUAGCCCUCUCCCACCCAAAAUUAACCGCCUUCUCUCUCCCUCUCUCUCUCUCUCUCUCUCUCUCUGACUUUUUUUUUUCCUUUCUUCCUCGUGUUAUGGCAUCCGGCCAGGACGACACCGUUUUUGACCACGACCUCGACGACGACGACGAAUCCUCUCAGUCUCAAGAUGACGACGACGAUCUUGAAAACGACAUGGUCGAAAACGAUGAUGUUCUAGCCGACGAGGAGGACGAAGAAGACCUCAACUCUGUUUCUCCUUCCACUUCUUCUCCUGCCGCCGUUCCUGUCGCCGUCCCCUCCGCCUCUGUCGUCACCAUCGCUGUCCCUAACGGCUCUGACCCUCCCACUGGGUCGAUGGAUUCUGCACCUGAUCCUAAGCGUCAACGCGUUGAAACGACGCUGGUUAUUCAGCGGCCUGAAGAGAAAAAGCCGCAACCGCAGCAAAUAGAUGAAUCAAGACGGCUUUUUCAACGGUUAUGGACGGACGAAGAUGAAAUCGAGCUUCUCCAAGGGUUCCUUGAUUAUACGACGCAACGAGGAACCAAUCACCACGACACCGCUUUGUUCUACGACCAAAUCAAGUCAAAGCUCCAGCUUGAUUUCAACAAGAACCAACUGGUUGAGAAAUUACGCCGUUUGAAGAAGAAGUACCGUAACGUUCUCACCAAAAUCAGCUCAGGUAAAGACUUCUCUUUCAAGAGCCCUCAUGAUCAGGCAACUUUUGAGAUUUCGCGUAAGAUCUGGAGCGCUACUGGUAAAAUCGGUGUUGAAGAUGGAAAUUUAGAUGAUGAAGAUGGAAACCCUAACCCUAACCUCCCUAAUUUCAACGAUGGUGAAAUUAAAAUUGAGGAUCAAAAGUCCACGCCUAGGUCACGGAAAAGAUCGCGUCCGCGGCCAUCUACUGCUGCUGCAGCUGCUGCUGCCAGUGUUAAAGUUGAAGAUAAACGCUUGCCAAACGAGGCAUUUGUGACUAAUGUUGACAAUAACAAUACCAAUAACAUCAUUCAUAAUACUAAUAAUGUGAAUGUUUCGAGUUUAAUUGAAGAGACCAUGAGGAGUUGCUUGUCCCCCUUGUUUAAGGAGUUAAUGAGCAACUUAAUGGUUGCAGGGCCAUGUAGUGGGAGGGGAAUUGGAGGAUUGGCAAUGAAUGCCAUGCCAUUGAGUUUUGGAGGAGGAGAAAUGAUGAUGGAUGAGAAGUGGAGGAAGCAGCAGAUAUUGGAGUUGGAGGUCUACUCCAAACGAUUGGAGUUGGUUCAGGACCAAAUUAGAUCACAAUUAGAGGAGUUGCGGUCCAUGGGUCGAUAGUCAUGACAGAAUUUUGGAGUAAGUUUUUAUCUCACAAAAAUGUUUCCUUUGGUCAUUCUGGGUAGGGGUUAACUGCAAAUUUUUUUUUUUUUUUUUUUAAUUUUUCUUUUUCUUUGAGGGUGGGUCCGGAUGGGAUCUUGUUGUUAUCUUUGGUCCUUUUUCUUUUCUUUUUUUUUUUUUUUGGUUAUUUGAUAUAACAGUUGUUGAAUAAUUGUUUUACUAAUUUAUUUAUCAGUGAAUAGUUUGUUCUACUUGUAGAUUUGGCUUGAUGCAUAGAUUGAAGUGACUCUUAGAAUAAAGAAACAGCUUUUAUCUUAA
This is a messenger RNA of Jatropha curcas, 1667 nucleotides long. Its product is annotated as DNA-binding storekeeper protein-related transcriptional regulator. Gene Ontology annotation, cellular component: nucleus. The record is from RefSeq and is a predicted model, not a curated record. NCBI's taxonomy places the organism in Eukaryota, Viridiplantae, Streptophyta, Magnoliopsida, Malpighiales, Euphorbiaceae. Gene Ontology annotation, biological process: regulation of DNA-templated transcription.